AUGAUAGAAGGUGGCAUAACGUCCAGGAUGGCAGGAAUAACCGAGGAUGCCGGCCAUCAUCCGUCUCCGCAAGAUUAUGGACUUCUGACCACGGACCCCUCCCAGUUAAGGGAGGAGGACCUCCCCGGGGACCUGCAGUCUCUGUCAUGGCUCACUUCGGUGGACGUGCCCCGACUGCAGCAGAUGGUGGAUGGCCGCGGCGGCCACGGUAAUGGGCCCGCCCAGGGGGGCUUGUUGGAGCAGCACACAGCCCAAUUGAGCAGCAUGGCCAUGACGGGUCAGUCGUCCAUGGUCCACCUGCAAAGCAACAUGCAGCACAGCACCUUGGGAAUCAGCAUCAUCAACACCCACAAUGCAACAAUGUCUCCUUUCUCCGUGAACGGAAUGCCCUCACCGGGGUACCAGUGCCCUACCUCAGUGUACCAGUCAGCGCCACAGCAGGUGUACUCGCUGACCCAAACUGGACAACAGUGCUCGUCUGGCGGGCUGUACGGCAAUGUCUCUUUCAACAACCAAAGUCUAUUUUCACAACCUCGCCUGGCACCCCAAGAACAGGACCUGCAGCAGCCUAAAUGUUUCCCCAAGCCCAUCUACUCCUACAGCUGUUUGAUUGCCAUGGCUCUGAAGAACAGCAAAACCGGCAGCCUACCAGUCAGCGAGAUCUAUAGCUUUAUGAAGGAGCACUUUCCUUAUUUCAAGACGGCCCCAGACGGAUGGAAGAAUUCGGUCAGGCACAACCUGUCUUUAAAUAAAUGCUUCGAGAAAGUGGAGAACAAGACGAGCAGCUCAUCCCGGAAGGGUUGCCUGUGGGCGCUGAACCCAGCCAAAAUUGACAAGAUGGAGGAAGAGAUGCAGAAGUGGAAACGCAAGGAUCUCCCGGCCAUCCGACGCAGCAUGGCUAAUCCAGAUGAGCUGGACAAAUUGAUAACAGAUCGCCCAGAGAACUGCCGGCGGAAGGCAAUAGAACCGAUCAUGACGCGGCUGCCGAGCUGCCCGACGGGCCUCCCGCUGACGGCACAAUUGCAGCAGGCUCAGCCCAUCGUGACCCUCUCCCUGCCGUGUUUACCGAUGCACCAGCACCAUCAGAUCCAAGCGCAACUCCAGGCCCAAGCCCGCUUGGCGCCCAUGUCCCCGGCCCCGGCCCAAACGCCUCCCCUCCACGCCGUGCCCGACCUCUCCCACAGUCCGCUAACGCAGCAAUCCGGCAAACCUCCAGACGACUUCUACAGCGUACACGUCGAUAGCCACACAGAGGUGGACGCACUGGACCCCAGCAUCAUGGAUUUUGCCCUUCAAGGUAACCUGUGGGAAGAAAUGAAGGAUGACAGCUUUAACCUGGACGCUUUGGGCACCUUCAGAAACUCCCCCCUGCGACUAUCGGACUGCGAUCUGGGGAGCAGCCUGCCUCCCGCCUCCGGCGGAGCAAACCUGCCGCUGUCCGACGUACAAGUGACGGGUCUGUACACUUCGUACACCUCGCAGGAUCCCCUCUCCUCCCAGUACAUGGGCUCACCGGCCAGCAGCAAGCCCAUCGUCCUGCUUUAAAGCAGCACUAACCCUUCAACCGCUGUUUUUCUAAGGAUAUACGACGGGAUACCGACUGGAGAGUAUUCUUUUGUACAAAUCACCCGGGAACUAUCAAAACGGCGACGUUCUUGUAAAACCCACGAGAAAACUCUUCCCGAACAAAUACAAAAGAAGCCGAAGCAAAGACUUUGCAAGACCAGGUUUUGCCAAGCGAAGCCUCUCAGAUGCCUGCGCGAGUACAAACGGAACUUUUGCGGAGGAAAUUGGACAUCUUUUUUCUACUGCUCACACUGUGUUUAAAAACCCUUCUAUACCGUAGUUCCGUCUGUGUGUACUGUGAUAGACGUUAUUGCUGUGUUGUUUUAUUUAUAUUUAUGAAAGAAAAAAAAAGGCAGCCGAGGACGUCGACCGCUCGUCGACUCCCUUUCGUUGCGUAUAUUUGAAUGUCCAAAUAGCUACGACCACAGAAAAGCUUUCUUUCGACCGUCCUUACUUACUCAAGUUCAUUACAAAAUGCCGACAUGUGCCGUCACUUUGUAGUUCCGACUUUACGACUUUCGUAUGUGAUUAAC
Syngnathoides biaculeatus (alligator pipefish) is the source of this 2099-nucleotide messenger RNA. RefSeq names its product forkhead box N4 (gene foxn4). The record is from RefSeq and is a predicted model, not a curated record. Gene Ontology annotation, biological process: regulation of transcription by RNA polymerase II. NCBI's taxonomy places the organism in Eukaryota, Metazoa, Chordata, Actinopteri, Syngnathiformes, Syngnathidae. Bases 1 to 1545 code for a protein of 514 amino acids. Gene Ontology annotation, molecular function: DNA-binding transcription factor activity, RNA polymerase II-specific; transcription cis-regulatory region binding. The transcript is spliced from 9 exons.